UGAAUGUCGGAAGUGGUGAUCCCCCCCCAGAUGGAGCUCCAAAGUCAACAUGGCCCCGGCGGUUCAUUAGUGGUGAUCCAGCAGCCCUCCCUGGAGAGCCGGCAGAGGUUGGAGAUCGAGCAUGCGGCCAUUCUCUCCCUGGAACAAAUCAAGGCCAUCCGCUCCAGCAACGAGUACACGGAGGGGCCUUCGGUGGCGCGGAGGCCCCCUGCGCCCCGCAUGGCCCCCAGGCCCCAGGACAAGCAGGAGAGGACUCACGAGGUCAUCCUCGUCAACGUGAACAACAACUACGAGCACCGGACGCUGGGUCACCACCAUCCUGGGGGUGGCGUGGUGGUGGUGUCCGGCGGGCCUCGGGCGCCCGGGCUCAGCCGCUCCACCAGCACAGGAAGCGCCGCCAGUUCAGGGAGCAACAGCAGCGCCUCCUCCGAGCAAGGACUGUUGGCCCGCUCGCCCCCUACGAGGCCCGGCGUGAACUCGCAGCACCACCGAGCGGACCGGCCUGUUCGGACUCAACCUAAACCCAAGAACCUUCUGCAGCCCCACCAGGACCCCCACUCCCACCAGCCCCCACUCGAGGCUCCGCUGAAGCCCCAGGGCAAAGGGAAAUCGGACUUGUCGGACGGUGGGGCGGUGGCCGCCGCCCGGCACCAGUUCAUCUGCGAGCGCUGCGGGAAGUGCAAGUGCAGCGACUGCACGGCCCCCAGGAGCCUGCCCUCGUGCCUGGCGUGCAACGGCCAGUGCCUCUGCUCGGCGGAGAGCGCGCUGGAGCACGGCACGUGCAUGUGCCUGGUCAAGGGCAUCUUCUACCACUGCUCCAACGACGACGAGGGGGACUCGUGCGCUGACCACCCCUGCUCGCUGUCGCGCUCCCACUGCUGCUCUCGCUUCCUGUGCAUGGGAUUAAUGUCGGUACUCUUCCCCUGCCUGCUGUGCUACCCGCCCGUCAAGGGCUGCCUGAAGGCGUGCCAGGGCUGCUACGACCGGGUCAACAGGCCCGGCUGCCGCUGCAAGAACUCCAACACUGUGUACUGUAAACUGGAGAGCUGGGCCCAACAGACCCGGGAGAAACCCUCCUGAUCCCGUCCCGUGGUUUCGAGCGCACAGGAGACUUCAUGUGGAUCAUAUGACGAUGAUGAUGCUCACAGAUCUAUCAAACGGUCUUAAGCACCUCUCGCCCAACCGUCCUCCUGGCUGCAGAACAGUGCGGAGCUAAGCAAAGGAAAACCACUCGACCCCCCUCUGGAUCAGGACCGUGUUUUUACAGACCAGUGUUUGCCUUAAUCGUUUCUGCGCCUGUCCAGCUCCUCGUUAACACUAUUUUUAUACAAAUGUGGAAACAAACAACUUUUUCUUCCGUUUCGGGCAGUUUCUGCCUCGCACCAAAUCUGUGAAGGACGAUCUGAGGCGAUGAUGUAGCUGUUGGCGGGUUCUCCGCGCUCCCCCCCCCCCCCCGGUUUUUUCUCU
Molecule: messenger RNA, 1467 nt
Organism: Nematolebias whitei (Rio pearlfish)
Lineage: Eukaryota; Metazoa; Chordata; Actinopteri; Cyprinodontiformes; Rivulidae
Gene: spry1
Product: sprouty homolog 1, antagonist of FGF signaling (Drosophila)
Exons: 2
Coding region: 4-1080 (358 amino acids)
Biological process (GO): negative regulation of MAP kinase activity; negative regulation of Ras protein signal transduction; negative regulation of fibroblast growth factor receptor signaling pathway
Cellular component (GO): cytosol; membrane
Source: RefSeq, a predicted model, not a curated record